AUGGGAAAGAUCACGCAAAAGGAAGCAGAGAUGGUUGAUCGUCUCCGUUCCGCCCAGGAAGAGCGCGACGAACUUCAAAGAGCACAUGAGCAAGCAGUCGCUAAUCAGAACCAGGUUAUAAGGGAGUCUCGCAAGGUAGCAGGCAGAAUGCGUGACCUACAAGAAGAGUUGCAUCGGGCUGAAAUCACGACUAAAAAUGCUGUGAUGAGAUUCGGCGAAAAUAUACCCAGCAUUUUGGAGGUCAUGAAUGCAAACUCCCACAAGUUUGAGCAUCUACCAAGAGGUCCCAUAGGAAUGUAUAUGAAAUUACGUGAUCGAAAGUGGACGUUUGCGGUUGAAGAAGCUACGCGCCGUUUGUUGACUUCUUUUGUGUUUCACUCUAAACGUGACCAUCAGACUUUCGAAAGGUUAAUGAGAGCAAACCGGAUACCUGGAGCCUUGCCAAAUGCUAUUUUCACCAAGUUCACAACGCCUCCACAUGAUGUGAGGAAGAAUGAACCGUCAUCUGAUUGGGACACCAUUCUCAGAGUUGUCGAAAUAAGCGAUAAUGUUGUUAGGAACGUUCUGAUUGAUAUGGCCUCUAUAGAAGCUACAGUACUCUUGCAUUCCGACCAGGAUGCUAGAAGAAUCAUGGAUGGCAACGUGGGCUUUUGUGUUCAUUUU
Cylicostephanus goldi is the source of this 663-nucleotide messenger RNA. The record is from the annotation of a GenBank genome assembly. Lineage: Eukaryota; Metazoa; Nematoda; Chromadorea; Rhabditida; Strongylidae.